GCAGUUCAAAAACAAGCAAAGAGAGACUUCCGGGAGGCACACUUUGCUCAGACGUUAACUUGAAUUUUUUUCAUUAUUUGAUUAUAGUUGUUUACGUACAGAUAUACGAUAUACCUACAGUGAUAGUUCCUGUCUUGCCACAAUACGUGUCAAUAGGCUUGGCUGAAUGGAAACUGAACAUGUAACGUAAGGAGCUCUUCACCUGCAGCCUUCAUAAAACAGAGGUAGCCGUAGAGCAGCAGAAGCAUGGACGCGGUCCUGAGCAGGUUGAAAGGUCUCACUGCUGACGAGUUGAGGGAGGAGAUCAUUAAAGCCAACUUGAAAUGUGGCCCCAUCACUGCCACGACAAGAGCCAUAUUUGAGCGUAAGCUUGCCAGGACUCUGGUGGAGAACGCUGGACUUCACGAGCCCGACAGCAGCGGUGGAAACAGUGCCACAUCAGCAACCCAAUAUUCAGUCCCAGGCGAGGAUGGGGAUUUUGGGUACGGCAUAGGCCUUAACCCGCCUGAAGAGGAGGCUCUGAGUGGAACAGUGUGCCCUUGUAAUGAGGAGAAGACACAGACUCCCUCGAAAACUGCACAGGUGUCGCCCACCUUUUUCUACGGAGUGUGUCCAUUGUGGGAGGAUGCGCUGGCUAGGAAUGAGAGAGCCCAUGUGUACACGGAUAAGAAAGAGGCUUUGCAGGCUGUUAAAAUGAUGAAGGGGGCUCGGUUUAAAGCUUUCUCCAAUCGUGAGGAUGCUGAGAAGUUUGCCAAAGGCAUAUGUGACUACUAUCCUUCGCCCAGUAAAAGCGCUCCCUGUGUUUCUCCUGUCAAAUCUGGCCUGGUGUUUUGCAAAGACCACUUAUCUAUGAUGGAGGCAGACACAAUCAACAGGGAGAAGGCGAACAGUUUUAAGAGCCCUCGGACACAAGAUUUGACAGCCAAGCUAAGGAAGGCUGUGGAGAAGGGAGAUGAGCUGGCCUUCACCGAGCUGGUGUGGAGCAACCCUCGUUACCUGAUCGGCUCAGGGGACAACCCUACUGUAGUCCAGGAGGGCUGCAGGUAUAAUGUGAUGCAUGUGGCAGCUAAAGAGAACCAGCCAGGCAUUGUUCAGAUCCUGCUGGACACUCUUGAGAACCCAGAUUUCAUGCGGCUCAUGUAUCCAGACGAUCAGGAGAGCAUGCUGCAGGAACGCAUCCGAUAUAUCGUAGACUUGUACCUAAACACGCCAGAUAAAGCUGGAUUUGAGACGCCGCUCCACUUUGCAUGCAAGUUUGGCUGUCCAGCAGUUGUGAACGUACUCUGUUCUCAUCCAGAUAUCGACAAGAACUGCAAGAACAAGUACAACCAGAAGCCCUCUGAGGUUGUUUGUGAAAGAAUGAAAGAAAAGGGUAAAAUUCAGGAGGUCAAACAGAAGAUAAAUGAAUAUUUGGAAGAUCGAUUAUACAUCCCCUUAUUGAGAGCUACUGAUAAUUCCUCCCAAGCUGUGAUUGGUCAACCUUGGUCCCCUGAGCCAAUGGAAAAUCUGUCACUGCGAUUACCCAGAAGCCCGAAGAAUCCAGUUAUGGCAGUCAGGGCCUUCGCUGGACCUUUAAGUCCAUCUAAAGCAGAUGAGUUCAGAAGAACGUGGAAGACUCCUCCAAGAGAACAGGCAGACCAUUUCCACAACAUCCUAAAGUCGGACCCAGACCGUGGAGCAGAAAGAGUUGGCAGAGAUCUGGCCCAUGAGCUCGGUCACCCCUGGGCAGAGUACUGGGAUUUCCUGGACAGUUUUGUAGACCUGCAGUCAAGCGAAGGCCUGAAAGUGCUUGAAGCAUACCUCUGUAAAAAGGAGUUCAGAGAGCGAGCUCACGAGGACGCUGGAGAGAACAAAACCAGCAACAGGUUUAAAACCCCAUCUCCCGGCAAACUGAAGAAGUUCUGUAACUCCGUCUCUGUGGGGGCAUUUUUGGACGAGGGUGACGAUAUCAGCCUGGAGGAGAUGAAGAACAGGCAGAACGCUGCCCUCACCAGUAUUUCUUGUGUGUGCUCCAAAGAUGGCAUGCAGGGGGCAGUAGGGGGGCUUGAGUUUCACAUCCUACCAGUGUCCCACAGUGCUGACCUCAUCGAGGUGGCAGCAGAGCAGGAUCUACUGCUCUCCAACAGUAAAAACGGCCUGUGCUGUAAGCAGAGCCUUGGGGAAAGGACUCCAAACGGGGACAAAACGUCCCCUCGCAUCUGCAGUUCAUCAGAUUCCUGCAUUUUGUCGCCAAUCUCAAACCUAAUGGUUGAGUUUGAGAGGAUGUCUCUGCUGGAUGAGCCAGAUAGAACUAACAGGGAGAGAAGAAGUGGAGGGAAACCUUACACAGAGCUCUCCUCUGGACUGGGCCGCCUCUCUUUGUCCUCGGAAGACGACUCCUCUGUUUUUGAUAAAGAAGGAACGUCUGCAUUACGAGCAGCAGAGAAUGAUGGAUUGGAGAGAAGAAACAAAGUAGAUGCGAGGUCCGGUGCAAGUUCAGAUGAAUACUUUCUGGCCAACGAGAGGUUAGAACCUAUAAACCAACGGACUAUAGAGACUCCAGGGGGCGAGCGCAUGAUCUCUGCUAGAUCAAAGUCUUGGGACCAUGGGGGAAGAGACCUCAGCUCCUCUGGGUCUUCCAGCUCCUACAGAUCACUUGACAGUUCUCAGGACUUCAUUCUGCGUACUCCUCCUAGAGUAACAAAUAGACUCUUCAUCGAAGGGGAUUCACCCACCAAGUUGGACCGAGAGGUUCUGUCAGCUUUAGGAGACGCAGACAUUGACCCUCUGAAGUAUCCCGGCAUUCACAAAUGGAAGAGCACAGUUCAGGCAUACUCUCACUUAGAAAUGCAAAGCUGGCAGACUCCUGCGGUGAACAAGAGCCAUUUGAGGGCUCAUCCAGUCACCCCUGGCUCUCCAGCGGGUCGCUUCAGUCCAGUCCGUCACAUGAGCUCACCGGACGUCUGCAGCCCUGCACACUCCAACUACAGUCCUGUGAGCUACAUCCAGCGCAUACGACUCAAACAUUUCGGGGACGCCCCCAUUUAACAGAUGCUCUCAAUCCAAUCCGGACCAAUUUCUACCAAUUAGCAACUGAAAUGGUAAUGGAUUAUGGGAUGAAAGUCACAGUGGAAGCCAUGAAAAGCUCAAAUUGGACUCCUAGUGCCAUGAAAACCGCAGAUAGGAUCUCGCAAACAGGCCGUCUUCAGUUUCUAUGCUCUUAGGUUCAUGGAACACAGCUCAAAUAAUAAUAUGCACCUCUCCCAGGGGGUUCCCGAAUCAUAAUAGAAAUGUAAAUAUUCAGUACUUCUGUGUAUGACACCCAGUGGUUGAUCUGUGAUGGUCAUAUAGACUUUUUUGUUUUCUAUUUUCUUUCUUAUCUGUCUGUGUGUGUGUGUGCUUGGGAGAUGUAUCUGUGGAAUCACAAAACUGUGUCUUGAACGGAAAUGAACAAUUUCCUACUUAACACAGUCAUUUAAAUUAGGGGGAAAAAAAGCUCAGAGCUAAAUUAAAAUAACAUGUUAAUAAAUUAUUGAAUUAUUUUUGCUACUUAACUGUCAGUAGCACAAGUUACUUAUUUGAAGGGUUUUUAAGGUUAAAAAAGAAAAACGUCAACUGACUGCCAGGAGUUAUUUUUAUUCCUUGAUUGGAGAACUGCCUUAAAUUUCUAUAAGAAAAGACCAACUUCUGAAUCUCAAAAGCAGGUGUUGAUUCUUGCUUUGGUGAUAACAACUUUGUGUUGGAGGGGCAAGAGGUCUGUAACAUGUGAGUAUCCCCUUUUUAAGUUUUAUAAAUGUGAGUUAUCUUUUCUAUGUAUGCAUUUGUUUGCACUUUUAAUUCUUUUUGGAGUUUGACACCAUUUUCCUUCAUCGCAUCAUAAAUGGCCAAGAUUUUAGUCCCAGUGAUUUGUAAAUGGAUCCGUUUGCCAGAUUCAGCCCAUUGAUUUUGGAAGCUACAUGACUAGAAGCAGAAGCUCCUAAAAGCUCCAGGUAGCUCAGCUUUGCUAUGAAUAUCUCAAGGAAUGGAGUCCAGAACAUCCUCUGUGGUUCUUUCAGAUCAUGUGAUCUAUUUCUUUGGUGCCCAUCGGUCUCAGUGUAGUGCUGGCCUGUUGAUCUUUGCUUCGUAAAGCUUUAGUGCCUUUGAUUAUGAUCUGUUUGGAACAUAAGGAACACUGAUGCACUGACCACAUACCAGCUGAAUAGACCUUUUUUCUGUUUCCUAGAAUAAAAUACAGUACAGUAGCAUUGGCAUAUGCAGUGUCUGAAUACCUCUUAAAAACAAUUGUAAGAGAGGGAAAAAAGGUUUAUAGUUUAGUUAUCAAUGCCAGCCUUACUUUUUGUUAAAUGAUGCUUUGUAGUGCCAACACUGGUGAAUUGAAUAUGAGUUGCAGUUUAUUGUUGAGAAUUGAAUUAUUUUUGUUGUCCUGGCCUUUACGUUGCAUGCAUUUCUAGUCCUAUUUUAUUACAGUAUUGUAUGUUAAAGAAGAGUAUUUGAUGUUCUAUUGACGAACGAUAAAUAAAGUGUGCAGUCUUAUAA
Molecule: messenger RNA, 4515 nt
Organism: Carassius gibelio (silver crucian carp)
Lineage: Eukaryota; Metazoa; Chordata; Actinopteri; Cypriniformes; Cyprinidae
Product: ankyrin repeat and LEM domain-containing protein 2-like
Exons: 13
Coding region: 247-3027 (926 amino acids)
Biological process (GO): negative regulation of phosphorylation
Cellular component (GO): endoplasmic reticulum
Molecular function (GO): protein phosphatase 2A binding
Source: RefSeq, a predicted model, not a curated record